This is a messenger RNA of Nerophis lumbriciformis (worm pipefish), 4723 nucleotides long. RefSeq names its product sarcolemma associated protein a (gene slmapa). Gene Ontology annotation, cellular component: acrosomal membrane. The record is from RefSeq and is a predicted model, not a curated record. Gene Ontology annotation, biological process: acrosome assembly; single fertilization. NCBI's taxonomy places the organism in Eukaryota, Metazoa, Chordata, Actinopteri, Syngnathiformes, Syngnathidae. Gene Ontology annotation, molecular function: protein binding.
UCGCCGAGGAGGACAACUUCUACAUCCCGACCAGGAAACUGUGCCGAGGCAAUAAGUUGCAACAGCCGCCGUCCCCUUGGAGCACAGCGAGGCGAUGACAGCGCAGUCCGGUCGGUGGCGAGUACUGAGUUUUCCCACCCCCACCCCUGGACGUUAACGCGGCACGAGGAGCCAUAAAGAAACUCCCCUGCUUUAUUUUUUUUUUCCGCGUCCGUGCCUGUCACUUUAGCCGGCUAGCUACGCGAACGCGCCGCAGUCGCGGGGAAAAAAGACGGGGGGGCUACGCUUUUUUGGUUUUUCACUCGGAACGUGACCUGUUCGAGGCGGGUGCUGAGAGAACGUCCGAAGGGCCCCGGCGCGGAUAAGUUUGUGAGCACUCAUUAGCCUAGCCUAGCCUAGCCUAGCCUAGCCUAGCUCGAGCGAGCUAGCCAAUUAGCAUUGUAGUUACACAAGACGCGCUGCUAAUCCACGCAUCAUCAUCGGCAUUACCGGGGGUUAGUUAAAGGAACCAAGGGUGGGGGAUUUAACCCCUCUACUUAGCACACCCUGCAACUCUUCUGUUGAUCCCCUUGCUGAUGGUUCUCUUUUUUGGAAUAACAAUUGCAAACUGCCAAGAUUGUGUAGGAAAUACAAAACUGCAGCGUUCACUUGGGGUGGUGUGUUGAUCCCCUUGUCUGAUGGUUCUUUUUUUUUUUUUUUUUUUGGAAUAACAAUUGCAAACUGUCAACAUUGUGUAGGAAAUACAAAACUGCAGCGUUCACUUGGGGUGGUGUGUUGAUCCCCUUGUUGAUGUUUUUUUUUUUUGGAAUAACAAUUGCAAACUGUCAGAUUGUGUAGGAAAUACAAAACUGCAGUGUUCACUUGGGGUGGUGUGUUGAUCCCCUUGUCUGAUGGUUCUUUUUUUUUUUGGAAUAACAAUUGCAUACUGUCAGAUUGUGUAGGAAAUACAAAACUGCAGCGUUCACCGGGGGUGGUGUCUAAUGUUGGCUUUGCUGCAAGAAUGGACGCAGUAUUUUAUUGACUUUGGUGGACAAGUGGCCAGUUUGAACAUAGGUCAAAUACUGAGGGCUAAAAGAUCACAUUAAUAGUUGCAUCCCACCCCGCCCCCCCUUCACACCUCCCCUGCAGUACUGGAAUAGUUUGAUGGACGCGGGGGGCUGUUUGCCAGACUGUCCCUUCUAUAGUCAGUCAUGUAUGUCUUGACACAUACACCUAGUGCCUGCUGUCGGAACCCGGUGUGGUUAUGUCCGUGGACGUCUCCUUCACAAACGCAAGACAAUGCGUAUUAGUUAGUGCCUAGCCAGAGACUACAUUGGAGAUUAACCCUUAACCACGCUGCCUACACACACAGGCAGGCCACUGUUUUAUUAGUCGUCUGGGAAUCGAACGUCGACGCCUGCCACUCUGGAUCAAGAAAACCCGCCCCUCGUGUCCGGUUGGAGUAACACCCUCAAGCCCAAAUCAAUGCCUUCACCGCUGGCCGCGUUCGCCUGCCGACCCAACUCUCACCCGUUCCAGGAGAGGCAUGUGUACCUGGAUGAGCCCGUCAAGAUCGGCAGGUCGGUGGCUCGGUGUCGGCCGGCCCAGAACAAUGCUACCUUCGACUGCAAGGUGCUGUCCAGGAACCAUGCCUUGGUUUGGUUCGACCACAAGACCGGCAAGUUCUACCUGCAGGACACAAAAAGCAGCAAUGGCACGUUCAUCAACAGCCAGAGGCUGAGUCGUGGCUCGGAGGAGAGUCCGCCCUGCGAGGUCCUUUCUGGAGACAUCAUUCAGUUUGGCGUCGAUGUCACUGAGAACACACGCAAAGUCACACAUGGCUGCAUCGUGUCAACAAUCAAACUCUUCCUGCCCGAUGGGAUGGAGGCACGCAGACGAAGCGAUGUCAUCCAGGCGCCGCUGCCGCUGCCUGUAGACAAGGUUGCAGCCAACACUCCCAGUAUGUAUUCUCAGGAACUCUUCCAGCUCUCCCAGUAUCUACAGGAGGCCUUACACAGGGAGCAGAUGUUGGAGCAGAAGCUCGCCACUCUGCAGCGUCUGCUCGUCAACACUCAGGAGGCCUCGGAGAGCAGCUGGCAGGCUCUGAUUGAUGAAGACCGUUUGCUGUCCAGACUGGAGGUGAUGGGCAGUCAACUGCAGGCUUACUCAAAGUCCCAGACAGAGGACGGCAUUCGGAAAGAGCUCCUUGCUCUCCAGGACGAUAAACACAACUAUGAGACCACGGCCAAAGAGUCUCUCAGGAGAGUCCUGCAGGAGAAGAUCGAGGUGGUCAGAAAGCUGUCGGAGGUGGAGCGCUCGCUGAGCAACACGGAAGACGAGUGCACCCACCUGAAGGAAAUGUCUGAGAGGAGCCAGGAGGAGCUGAGGGAGCUGGCCAACAAGUACAACGCUGCAGUCAAUGAAAUCAAAGAGCUUACAGACAAAAUAAAGGCAGCGGAGGGCCGCCAAGAGGAGCUGACCCAGCGAGGGGCGUCUGAGAAGCAAGCGCUGGAGCUGCGGAUCGAGGAGAUGGAGGAGAAGGAGCAGGUUCUCCAGGCUCGCAUUGAGGCUCUACAGGCCGACAACGACUUCACCAACGAGAGGCUCUCCGCCCUGCAGGUGCGCUUAGAGCAGCUCCAAGAGAAAAGCAUUAAGGAAAACAACAGUCUGGAUGAGGACUUAGGCUCCCCUGAGGUGGGAGAGGAGCCCGCGGAGGAGGGUCCAAGCCUGCAGACACCCGAGAGCCAUGAGGACGAAGAAGAGGACGAUGAGGACACCGACACGGACGAGGGUGCAGUCGGUGAAGACGCAGAUGACAACUGUCACGUUAACAGCGGAGGAGACGCCACUCGAAUCCAACAGUUGAUUGAGUGUCCGCCAGUGAAGGAAGCAGUCAGUUCAUCAAUCCAUAUACUGACCAACUUUGAUGACACCCACCUACAGAACAACCAGACAGCAGAAGACAACAUCCUGACCAGCCCGGAUCGUCUUAAAGGAAAUCAGAUGGAUGCCAAAGAGUCGGACAUGUCGGACACGCUGAGUCCGAGCAAAGACCCCAGCAGUGACGAUACAUCAGAGGGCAACAUGGACGACCAGGAGCUCAAUGAACCACUGAACAGAGUAGCUCUUCUUAAAGCUGAGUUGCAUCGGGCUGGCUUAGAACCUGGUGACACGGAACAGGUCAUCCACCACCUCCACAGGGAGCUUCUGGACGCCCAGGAACUAGCCAACACUGGCAAACAGAAAUGUCUGGACCUUCAAGCUCUGCUGGAGGAGGAGAAGAGGAAUAACUCUCAGCAGACCGAGGAGUCAACCAAACAGAUUCAGUACCUGCAGACUCAGCUUGGGAAGCUGCAGGCUGACAUGGAGGCUUUGAAGGAGCAGAGGGAGAACACCAUUUGUAGCACCCGAGAGGAGCUUUACUCAGCCCAGGAGGAGAUUCUCGUCUUGCGGCACGCCAUGGAGGCAGCCACAGCCGAGCGGGAGCGGGACAUCGCCGCCCUACAGGAGGACCUGGGUGGUGUGCGGUCCGAGCUGGAGCACUGGAGGAGCACCGCCGCCAAAUAUGAGGAAGAGAUCCGUCGGCUGCAGGAGGCCUUCAUGCAACAGCAGCAACAACAGCAGGACAGCAGUCAGCUGCAUGUGGAGUGUGUUGCACUGCAAGAGCGGUGUAUGUCUUUGCAGCAAGACUGUGAAGGCCUGAGAACUGAGAAGAAAACUCUCACGGACAAACUGCGCCACCUGGAGUCAGAAUUGUACAGUACCAAGGCGCAGAGUCUGGUCCUCAGCAGCAGACUGGAGUCUUUGGGGAAGAGGGAAGAAGUUCUGCAGGACAAACUGGGUUCUAUGGUGAACCAGCACUUGCAGGACGCAAGUGAGCUUAAGAGCCAGCUGAACCGGGCCCAGGACCACACACACACUCUACAGAGAGAGUAUGAAGACACACAGUCACAGCUGUCGGACCUUCGUCAGCGGUAUGAGCGAACAGAGCAGGAGAAGAUAAACAUCCACCAGGAGUUGGAGCAGUGUAGGAGCAGCCUGAAGAUGCAGCAGGACAAGAACAGCUCUCCAUCCAUACUGCAGCCUGUCCAAGCCAUAUUCAUGGGUCUUGUCCUGGCUCUGCUCUACUGGUGUUUCGGCCAGUUGUGGUAGAAAGGGCGGCUGGAGCCCCUGGAUGCCGGUCAUCGCAGUGAUGGUCGCCGUGACGGCAGCCUUUAUCUACCCCAACCUCUCCAAGAGCAGCUCGGCGUAGCGCGCACACACACACACACACACACACACACACACACUCACGCCACUGCUUUACUUGUAUAAAGUCGAAUUGUACAUAAUUGUAGAGGGAAUAUAAAGGUUGUGGUUUCUUACAGAUAUUUCUUUUGGUUUAUUUUGUCGAGCGACAGGAAAGUUUAGUUUAGUUUUCAAUCUGCUCUCUCUCAACUGUGGUGUUUUUUUGUUUGGUUCCGAGCAUCACAUUGGUUGGUUUUACGUUUGGCCGUCGCUCAGUCCUGUUGCUCAUCGGCUUCCGUGCGAUUCCAUGUUUUUGUCUUAAAAGGGGAUCUGCACUAUUUUGGGGGAAUUUUGCCAAUAGUUCACAAUCAAUUUGAAAGUCAUGAAGUGGAUUUUUUUUAAAUGUAUUCUAAAUAUUAAAUACAUUUAAUAAAAAGUCAGCUUACAAUGGAGCCUAUAGGAGCCGUUUAAUUAACCUUUUUUUUUAUAUAACUUUAUAAAAAGAUUCUUUUGCGCA